Messenger RNA from Filobasidium floriforme, 3048 nucleotides. RefSeq names its product hydrogenase maturation factor hoxX. NCBI's taxonomy places the organism in Eukaryota, Fungi, Basidiomycota, Tremellomycetes, Filobasidiales, Filobasidiaceae. Gene Ontology annotation, biological process: biosynthetic process. The transcript has 6 exons. The coding region runs from base 1 to 2862 and encodes 953 amino acids. The record is from RefSeq and is a predicted model, not a curated record.
AUGCGCCUCUUGCUCCUGCUUACCUCGCACAACUCCCUCUCGCAGCGCUUGACUACCCUCCUCGACGAGCUCUCGCCUAACAAGACCAAAGGACCCAGCUAUGACCGCUCCUUCACCAACGGUAUCUCGAACUUGACCUAUACGAUCGAAUACGCCCUGAACGAGGAGCUGAUGCUCCGGGCUGUCGAAAGAGUCAAGCCGGAUGUGAUCAUCGGCGCUUUCUUGACCAAGAAAGUGCCCAGGUCCAUCUGGAGCAAGUAUAUGACGUUGAUUUUGCACCCAGGACCACCCGGCGAUGCAGGUCCAUCCGCCAUCGACUGGGCGCUCAUGGGCGAUUCCGGCGCGUUCGAGGAUGCGUCUCAGGCGCUAGACAAGGAAUGCCUUGAUAGCGACGCCUUUGCUUCUAACGGUUCUAAGAAGCGAACCAAGUGGGGGGUCACUUGUUUGCAAGCCGAGGAAGAGUUUGACCAAGGUCCAAUCUGGGCUUUCGAGACUUUCGACAUCCCCUCAGAAAUCACAAAGUCCACCCUGUACAGAGGACCCGUCACUCAAGCGGCUUGUCUCUGUAUUAUCGCGGCUUUGUCGAGGAUCCAUCAAGCCGCUUUGACGUCCAAAUACGAAGGAGCGACCUACACUCCGGAACUCUUGCCCCCGCAAACCUCCGCUUUGAUCACGGUCACGGGGAAACCCAACGAGAUCGAAAACCCUCGCCACCGCCCCCUCUUGAAGCCUUGCCAAAGAGCGGCCGAUCCGAAGAUACACACCGCUUCCCACCUGGCGGCCAUCAUCCGAGCUGGGGAUUCUCAACCGGGUGUCCAGGUCACUUGGCUGGAUUACGAUAACAACAAGAAGUCGCUCUUCCUAUACGGCGCUUGGGUCGAGAACGGAGAUCUCCCCGCGCAGCAAUCUUGGGACCAGUAUCAGAUCGGCCAGAUAGUUGCGACCAGGGAAGGCGCAAUCCUCAUCAAGACCCGUCUCGACGGGAAUGCCGCGACGGAAAGGGGCGUGUGGAUCACCCACGCGCGAUCUCCGAUGUCAAAGGAGACCAAGGUCUUGCCAGCCAAGCUGCCCGCCGUAGACGCGAUGCUGAGGGCCGGACUAGGCAAGCACCUCGAAGGGGUCUCUGAGUGGCCUUUGAGUACUUGGAACAAGGUAGAUGGAGUGCAAGGUAGAAAGACCUGGCAGCAAGUCUGGGUCGAGAACGUCCCACUCGAUUCACCGGAAGGCGGACGUGUCCUCUACGUCCACUUUGACUUCUACAAUGGCGCCUGUUCCACUCAACAAUGUGAGCUUUUGCUUAAAGUCAUCAUUGACAGCGUCGAGAGUGAUGCCGAAAUCAGGAUCCUGUGCUUGAUGGGAUCCCGCAACUACUUCUCCAACGGUAUCGCGCUCAACGUGAUCGAGGCCAGCGCCGACCCGGCCAAGGAAUCGUGGAAGAACAUCAACGCUAUUGAUGAUGUCGUCGAGUACAUCCUCGGCGACUCGUCACCCCUCGCCCAGACUCGGUCGACCGCCUUCAUGCGGAACCGCAAGACCCUCACCGAUCGUGGGAUCCUCACCAUCUCGGCCAUUCAGUCCAACGCCGCAGCCGGAGGUCUAGCCCUUGCUACCUGUUGUGACAUCGUCCUGUGUUCGGCCAAUGCCGUGCUCAAUCCCCAUUACCGCUCGGUAGGACUCUUUGGGAGCGAGUUUCAUCGGUACCAUUGGGUCCAGAGGGCUGGGUUGGAGGUAGCCGAUGAGAUGAUGAGGAAGAUGCUCCCCAUCGGCCCUGAACAGGCCAAGGACAUGGGUCUCGUCGACAAGGUCAUCGGUACGAGAAUGAGUUCCCCUGAAGAGGUCGAGAUGGGGAUCAAGGCUUAUGUCUCUCAACUCGGUCGAGCUCGAGUCGGUGAACGAUCUUGCUUCAAGACUUUCCCCUGGCGAUCGAACGCUUCGUCCGGCAGCCAAGCGGUCUCCCCGGUCGCGCUCCUCAUCGAACACUUGGUCCAGCUCAAGAAAGCUCAUCAUGCCCAGCUGGAGUUCCCCUUAGUACACUAUAGGAACGAAGAGUUGUCCCAGAUGUUGCUCGAUUUCUACCACCCGACCCGUUCGCCGAGGUAUCACGAUCGUCGACGAGCGUUUGUCGGCAAACAUCUGCCCAAAGCUACUCCUUUGAGGUUCGCCGAACACAACCGAGAGGGCGAGGAGGGUCUUGAUAUCGAGGAGCGAGACGUGUUUGAUGACGCGCCUGGAUGGACGAGGGGCGAGGAAUGGAGGUGGGCCGGAGAGAUGGUCCCAGAGGGUUUCUUGAACGCUCGACCUUUCGACCCUAAGCUACUCGUCAAGCACGACAACGUGCCCCAGGUCGACCUCGGUCAUCUCAUCCAAACCAAAGAGGGACAAGAGAAGAUUCACAAGGUCAAGAUCGCCACUCCCGAUGACUUUGCGGUCCGCGAAUCUCAAUCCCAGUCCAACCCGUCCGAGAGCGACCAUGGGAAAUCGAGCACCGAUUCGUCCAGGUCGCAGUUGCAUGAAAAGACCGUCCACUUGAAUCAGUUGACUCGGCAGACACGAGGACAGGGGGGUAUCCUCAAUGCGCCUCGUACCAUCCCUACAGGUCAAGGAGAGGCGAAACGAAGCUCGGUCGACUUCAAGGCGACUUUCAGAAAGGCGAUCUCGAUGGCCACUCGGACGAAGACGUCGACUGGGCCGGGACAGCUGGAGAAGAAGGCCAUGAUCACCAACCAGGCGGUCAACCAGCCGAGGUUGUCGAUCGGAGGGAACUACAAGGUCUCGGGCAAGGAGAGGGAAGGAGAGGCACCGCCCAUCUUGUUCCCCUGUUAUUAUUCGGUGCCCGAGGAUCAGCAGCAACAACAACGUUGAGAGGUUUUACCGGCGAAGGGUGAUUUAAAUUUGUUAUAUAUAGGAACCGAGGGGGUGUCGGGCGUUUCCUUUGCCGUUGCCCACCGAUGACGUAUAGUUGGGUAGAUAGACAGGUUUGCGCUAGGUGUGUAUCGAGAUGAAACACGAACGAAUAUCGAAUAGACGCGUCCAUGCGUAUUCCAAAAC